AGUAGAGAUGUAGAGAGAGAAACAAGUCAUUCUUUGCUUGGAAGGAUGAACGAAACGAAAAAUGUAUUCCAUUCCAAGAGUAAAAUUAAGGAAAAACCUUUCACAAAAGUAUACUCUCAUCGUUAUUAAAUAAAUAACCCAUCGAAGUGCUGUUUAAGCAAACAAAUCAACUCAAAUUCAAUCUCUCUCUCUCUAAAAAAAAAUCACUCUGGCGGGAGACUUCACAAAAUAACAGAGGUGGAGAGAGAGAGAGUUUGGUGUUGAAUUCGAGAAGAAAAUAUAUGAAGAAGGGAGAGAAUCGGCAAUCUGGGAAAGCACGGAGAUCAGUUGCUGGAAGGGAUCUUCGAUUGUUUCCAUGAGAUCACAGCCGCACUCGCUUUCUCUAGGAUGAGUGACUCUGCUUACAGAGUUGAAACGACGUCGCGCCUCGCCCAAUGGCGGAUCGAAAAUCUCGCCUCCUGCACUUACCGAAAAUCCGAUCCCUUCAAGAUCGGAAUCUGGAAUUGGCAUAUGUCGAUUGAGAAGAGCCGGAGCUUGAUGGUGAAGUUGUAUCCGGAGAUAUCGAAUGUGAGCAGAGAGAAUCCUCCGAUUGCAUCAUUCAUAAUCAGAGCGAUUUCCUCUGUUGGAGAUCGCAAGUGUUUGCUUCAUCCAGAGGUUACUGAUAAGCAGCUCAAGACCAACGAUGACUUCGUCUGGUCUAUUGAGGUUCCCUUCACCGGAAAAUUCAUCAUCGACGUUGAGUUUCUCGACCUCAAAACCGCAUCUCCACACGGAAGUGAGCCUUGCUCCAUUUGGGGUGAAGGAGCAUCUAUGUUGACAGGAACGGCUCUCACAUCGCUAGGUCGGAUGCUAUCCGAGAGCAUCCACACGGACAUUGUGAUCAACGCCUCAGACGGAAGCAUCUCAGCGCAUCGCGCAGUUCUGGCCUCAAGGUCUCCCGUGUUCCGCAGCAUGUUCUCACAUGAUCUGAGGGAGAAGGAGCUCUCAUCCGUCGACAUAUCAGACAUGUCAAUCGAGGCCUCCACGGCCCUCCUCAACUACAUCUACGGGAGCAUAAGGAACGACGAGUUCAUGACCCACAGGCUGCCUCUUCUUCGAGCAGCUGACAAGUACGACAUAUCGGAUCUGAAAGAGGCCUGCCACCAGAGCCUGCUCGAGGACAUUGACACCACCAACGUUCUCGAGAGGCUCCAGAAUGCCUCGCUUUACCAGCUCACGCAGCUGAAGAGCAGCUGCUGA
This is a messenger RNA of Salvia hispanica, 1239 nucleotides long. RefSeq names its product BTB/POZ domain-containing protein. The record is from RefSeq and is a predicted model, not a curated record. Gene Ontology annotation, molecular function: protein binding. NCBI's taxonomy places the organism in Eukaryota, Viridiplantae, Streptophyta, Magnoliopsida, Lamiales, Lamiaceae.